Ruditapes philippinarum (Manila clam) is the source of this 993-nucleotide messenger RNA. RefSeq names its product neuroendocrine convertase 2-like. Lineage: Eukaryota; Metazoa; Mollusca; Bivalvia; Venerida; Veneridae. The record is from RefSeq and is a predicted model, not a curated record. Gene Ontology annotation, molecular function: serine-type endopeptidase activity. Gene Ontology annotation, cellular component: membrane. The transcript is spliced from 4 exons. Gene Ontology annotation, biological process: protein processing. Bases 223 to 993 code for a protein of 256 amino acids.
ACGAAGCUGCAUUUACGUGAACAUAUUCAUCAAAUCAGAGGUUAGUAUAUUUAACUAUUUAUACUUAAUUAACCAUCAUCCUUAGAAAUAUCCCAUGUCUAGUAGCAUUACGAUGAAAAAAUGCGUUUAGAAAAUAAUAAAAACAAAUAAGAAGCAACAUAUUUCGCUUGAACCGGUUUUUAAAAAAAAACUUUAUUUAUCAUACGUAGGCCAACUCUGACCAUGCGAGACAUUCAACAUUUACUGGUUGAAUCAUCUUCUUCAAACGAACUCCCAGAAUCAGUUUCCUUUACUACGAACGCAGCAGGAAAGUUAUUUAAUCCUGUUAUCGGAUUUGGAUUAAUUGACGCUUGGAAAAUGGUAACUCUUGCUAAAUCAUGGAAAUCGGUUGGAAAACUGUACAGUGAGAGAUUACACAAGUUCCCAAUAGAAAUCUACGCUUGGAAACCCAGCAACCAUUUUCGUUACGAAAGUUACAGGGUCACGUAUACAAGCUUUUUCAAGUUGGACGAAGAAAGAUGUGGUCCACAAGUCCAUAAAGUAGAACACGUUAUUUCGUUUAUCAACUACUACAUUAUAACACAACGAUCUUUAAAGUUAGAAAUAGUUUCUCCUGGUGGGACACAUUCUAUGGUUGUUGAUAACAGUGAUGACCCAACAUUCAGUACAGAUCAGUCUGAUAGAAAUCUUACCAGUGUUCACUUUUGGGGCGAACGUAAAAAUAUUCUUAACCAUAGGAACAUGGAGAGUUAUAUAAAAAAGUUUGAAUCAGCAUCGUUAAUUGUGCUCGGUUCACACGAUGACAUUAAAAUACAACAAAAUUGUGGAGCACGAGAAACGCAAACGAAUACAGUACAUAAACCGCUUGAACCGACCAAACCAGCUACAAAGAAGUCAAACAAAAAGGGCAAAGGAAAUGAUGGAGCUCCCAGGUUUUUACGUUGUACAGUGGUUUGGAUUGAUAUACUUAUGGCAGCCUUAAUCAUUUGUUAA